GAUUGUGACAUUUUGAGAGAAAUCGAGAGAGAAAACUGGCGUUAAAGCAAGAACAAUUACAUGUGUGAGCGAGAGAGUGGAAAGUUCGAGAAGAAGUAGGGCCUUUCAACUUCAAAUCUCAAUCUUGGAUGAGCUGGGCAUCGAUCUAACUUGACCCUUUGCAAAAAUUAAUAAUAAUAAUAACUAUUAUUAUUAGUUUAAUUUUAACUGACAUAGUUUUCUCCGUCUUUCUUGGAGAGAAAAAGAUCGCCAAAUGCUUAUCGAUCAAAUCACCCUACAUUUCCACUUUUGCGCACCCUAUGUUUGUUCCAAGAACCCCACUUUUUUCAUCUCUCAAAAUACCCACCUCUUUUUUCCUCUUCAAUGGCGUUUCUUUCUCCUAUCUCACUCUCCCAUGACCCACCCACCUUCAUUGCUCCUCGAACCAUCGACCCAACCCAAAUCUUUGGUUCUAAGCUGAAAUCUGGGGAAAUUGAGCAUACCCAGUUGAGAUUAACGGCUACUUCCAGGACUACUCCACGUUUAACAAUGAAUGCUUCAAGGGAACCUCCGGGGUUGACUCAAGAACACAGAAACAACAAACUGGAGACAGUAGUGGAAACCGAAUGUGGAUCUGAUUUAUUUGAAAAUUUAAAACGUCGUUUUUUAAGUUUUAAGAAACACAAAUACAUGGAAAACUUAGAACACUACGAGCAGCUUGCAAAGAAUCAAGAGCCAAAGUUCAUGGUGAUUGCUUGUGCUGACUCCAGGGUUUGCCCCUCUGCAAUACUGGGAUUCCAACCAGGAGAAUCAUUUACAAUUCGCAAUAUUGCAAAUCUGGUGCCCCCCUUUGAGAAGGGACCAUCAGAAACAAAUGCUGCAUUAGAGUUUUCCGUGAAUACUCUAAAAGUUGAAAACAUUCUAGUUAUUGGCCACAGCUGCUGCGGUGGCAUCCGUGCUCUUAUGGGCAUGGAAGGUGAAGGGGAUUCAAGUAACUUCAUUCAUAACUGGGUUAUUCAUGGAAAGAACGCAAAACUGAAAACAAAGGCUGCUGUCUCAAAUCUGAACUUUGACCAGCAGUGCAAACACUGUGAGAAGGAAUCAAUUAAUCGAUCUUUGCUGAACUUGCUGACAUACCCUUGGAUAGAGGAGAAAGUCAGGGAAGGAGUUCUGUCGAUUCAUGGCGGUUACUAUGACUUUGUUGAUUGUACUUUCGAGAAAUGGACAAUGGAUUACAAGGAAACAAGCUUAAAUGAAGAAGAUGGAAAAAUUUCAGUCAAAGACAGAUUGUUUUGGUGCUGAUUUUUCUUUUUUAUUUUUAUUUUUAUUUUUGUGUGCAACUUUUUAAGGUUUUUGAAAGUUAUUUGUAGCAAAAGGAGUAGGGUUGUGCAUGUGAAAUAAGCCUUGAAUCUGGAAAGUAUGCUGUGAAUUUGAAUUUGGUUUGAAUGUUGGGAUAUUUACUCUGUUGUAAGAUAGGUUACUUUAUCUGAACCUUUUGUGUGAUAUUUUAUGUAUUUUAAUAAAUCUUCAUUUAUGUAA
Humulus lupulus (European hop) is the source of this 1518-nucleotide messenger RNA. Its product is annotated as beta carbonic anhydrase 5, chloroplastic. The record is from RefSeq and is a predicted model, not a curated record. The transcript has 9 exons. Lineage: Eukaryota; Viridiplantae; Streptophyta; Magnoliopsida; Rosales; Cannabaceae. Gene Ontology annotation, biological process: carbon utilization. Gene Ontology annotation, molecular function: carbonate dehydratase activity; zinc ion binding. Bases 364 to 1281 code for a protein of 305 amino acids.